This is a messenger RNA of Triticum turgidum subsp. durum (durum wheat), 936 nucleotides long. NCBI's taxonomy places the organism in Eukaryota, Viridiplantae, Streptophyta, Magnoliopsida, Poales, Poaceae. The record is from the annotation of a GenBank genome assembly.
AUGCAGCUACCCAGUCACUCACACAAGAACCGAUUCCUCAUACCAUUCUUUGGUUUGACUGUUGUGCUACUAGUCUCCUUGGCUCCUCCCACCAGUUCCUGCACGGAGCAGGAGAAGAGCUCCCUUAUCAAGUUCCUUUCUGGGCUCUGGAAAGAUGGCGGCCUCACGGUGUCAUGGCGGAGCGACACAGACUGCUGCAGCUGGGAGGGGAUUACCUGCAGCCUCAAUAGAGCGGUCACUGAUGUUUCACUGGCUUCUCAAGGUCUUGAGGGGUCCAUCUCGCCGUUCCUUGGCAACCUCACCAGCCUGUUACGUCUCAACCUAUCGCGCAACUCGCUGUCUGGUGGCUUGCCACUGGAAUUGGUGUCAUCCAGCAGCAUCAUUGUCCUUGAUGUCAGUUUCAACCGCUUGACAGGAGGCCUGCACAAACUGCCAUCUUCAACCCCUGCCCGGCCUCUGCAGGUACUGAAUAUCUCGAGUAACUUACUUACUGGGCCAUUUCCAUCCACCAUAUGGAAGACAAUGAAUAAUCUGAUAGCACUCAACGCCAGCAAUAACAGGUUUACUGGGGCGAUACCAACUUAUUUCUGCAAUGGCUCACCAUCCUUAGUUGUGCUUGAGCUCAGUUUCAACAAACUCAGUGGCAGCAUUCCCCCAGGGCUUGGUGGUUGCUCCAUGCUGACAGUGCUCAGAGGUGGCUACAACAAUCUCAGUGGAACACUCCCAGAUGAACUCUCCAAUGCGACCUCAUUGGAAUGCCUCUCUUUUCCUAACAAUUAUUUACAGGGUGUUCUUGAUAGUGCAUGCAUAUUCAGCCUCAGAAAUCUCCGAACCAUUGAUCUUGGAGGGAACUACUUUAAUGGCAGGAUUCCAGAUUCUGUAGGUCAGCUCAAGAGGUUGGAGAAGUUCCAACUGGGCCACAACAACCUGUCAUGA